AUGAGUGGAGGUCGCUUUGAGUUUGAUGACGGCGGAGCUUAUUGCGGAGGCUGGGAGGGGGGCAAAGCCCACGGCCAUGGCAUCUGCACCGGACCCAAAGGCCAGGGCGAGUUCUCCGGCUCCUGGAACUACGGCUUCGAGGUGGUGGGAGUCUACACAUGGCCCAGCGGGAACACGUAUGAGGGGUACUGGUCGCAGGGGAAGCGUCACGGCCUGGGAGCAGAGACCAAAGGACACUGGAUUUACAAAGGGGAAUGGACUCAUGGCUUCAAGGGGAGAUAUGGCAUCCGGGUCAGUGUUGGCAGUGGAGCGAAGUAUGAAGGAACGUGGAAUAAUGGGCUUCAGGAUGGAUAUGGAACAGAAACAUAUGCUGAUGGAGGUACUUUCCAGGGUCAGUUCACCGGCGGGAUGCGGCACGGCUAUGGGGUCCGGCAGAGCGUCCCUUAUGGCAUGGCAGCAGUUGUCCGCUCCCCUCUUCGUACCUCCCUGACUUCACUUCGCAGCGAGCACAGCAACGGCACCGUCUUGCAGCAAGACAUCCCCAUCAUCACCACCACCAAUGCCUCAGGUGAGGAGACACCCGUCGCCACCCCGACCCACCUGGGACCGUCCCGUGGAGGCUUUGCCCUCACUCUUCAAGUGGACCCAGAGGCUGUGAAACCCAAGAAGAAGGGCCUGUUUCGCAGGGGCUCCCUUUUGGGUAAGCUGAAGAAGUCAGAAUCAAGUACCUCGCUGUCCAGCCAGAAGAGCAAGAUCAGCUUUCUGAGGACGGAAUCGGCUCUCAGCUCCAACGCUAGCGACACCCACUCCACCAUCAGCAUGGACGAAAGCCUGGCCGGAGCCGAGGAUUUCCCCCCAGUGGAGGCCGACAUCGACGCCACCACCACAGAGGUCUACAUGGGAGAGUGGAAGAACGAUAAACGAUCGGGAUAUGGAAUAAGCGAACGGUCCAGCGGGCUGAAGUACGAGGGCGAGUGGCUGAACAACCAGAGACACGGCUACGGCUGCACCACCUUCGCCGAGGGAGGGAAGGAGGAGGGCAAGUACAUGAACAACAUGCUGGUGAAGGCUAUAAAGAAGAGAGUGAUCCAGCUGAAGGGAACCAAGAUCAAACAGAAGGUGGAGCGUGGGGUGGAGGGUGCUCAGAGGGCUGCAGCCAUCGGCAAGCAGAAGGCCGAGAUCGCUGCUUCCAGGACGACCCAUUCAAAGGCCAAGUCAGAUGCAGCGGACCAGGCCGCCCAGGCUUCCAACAGUGAGUCCCGCAUCGCCAGACUGGUGUCCAAAGAGCUCUCCCCUUCCUUCUACCAGCCAGGUCCUGAGUAUCUGAAGAAGAGAGUGUUACUGGAGGUCGCGGAGGGGAGUGAGAACACAGAGACUGUCAUGCAUGAGCCGCUGUUAGCCGAAGAGGAGCCCCUGCCCACGCCACCCGAAAGCCCACUCAUGAAUGAACUGGACAGCCUCAGGCCGGGCUCAUCCUCAGGCCGCACCCCCUCCCCAAGCCCAGGCAUCAUCAACAGGGAAGACCCCAAACUCCUCCGUCCAGGGAGUUGGAGCGAAGACAAAACUAUUAAAGGUGGUGGCAGUAAAGGUAGCAGUAAACCCAACAGCAGGCCCAGUAGUCGCCCCACUACCCCAUCAACUGCUGUUUCUGUUCUCACCACGGCUGCAACUGAGGUAGGAGGUGGCCCCUCUCGCACCCCCAGCCGUCAGAGCAGCAAGAAUGAGCAGGGCUCUGACCUAGAGAUAAAGCCUCUGCAGAAGUUUGACUCAGAGGUGAAAGGUCAAGAUUUCACUCCAGCCCCUGCUGCCCCUGUAAGGAAUAGCCUCAUCUCACCAGAUGAAGAAGAAGCACCACAACCCACCUCCAAAGUGUCCUCCAAAGCUGUCACCCCCGAGCCUAAAACCACCGACGGCAAAACUGAAAGAGCUACAUCAGUCCACGAACGAGCACCGUCCGUCUCUGAGAACAAAGUGGAGUCCAGGGAGGUGAGCAGGCCGUCUAACAAAGCAGAGACAAAGCCAUUGCCAAAACGGCAACCCAGCCCAGUUCCGUCCCCAAAACCUGCACCCAGUCUUGAACCUAAACCAGUACCAAAGCAAGUAGAAGCCAAAGCCACUGUUGCUAAACCAACCCCGAAGGUAGAGCCCAAAGCAGAAGUCCGACUGAAGGCCAUCGUGUCGAGCCCAAGUCAUGAGGAGUCUUUGGAGCUGGAGGGCCCAAACACCAUAAUGAUCUGCAUGGUCAUCCUGCUGAACAUUGGCCUCGCCAUUCUCUUCGUACACAUUUUGUCAUGA
This is a messenger RNA of Cyclopterus lumpus (lumpfish), 2295 nucleotides long. It is a transcript of the gene jph2, whose product is annotated as junctophilin 2. The transcript has 5 exons. Gene Ontology annotation, cellular component: junctional membrane complex; plasma membrane; sarcoplasmic reticulum. The coding region runs from base 1 to 2295 and encodes 764 amino acids. Lineage: Eukaryota; Metazoa; Chordata; Actinopteri; Perciformes; Cyclopteridae. The record is from RefSeq and is a predicted model, not a curated record.